GAUGAUGGCUCCUCCGGUGAAGAAGAAGAGGAAAGGUGAAAAAAAGGCGAAGAACGCUGCUCCUCCCUUAGAUCCAGAGGCUAUCGACUGUGACUGGUGGGAUACUUUCUUCCUCCGAAACUCUUCUCUCUCAGGUGUUACCAUCCCCUUAGACGAAGACGACGCCUUCAAGUACUUCUUCCGAGCUUCCAAGACCACUUUCAGCUACAUCUGUUCCCUCGUCAGGGAGGAUCUCAUCUCCAGGCCUCCCUCUGGACUCAUCAACAUCGAAGGCAGACUUCUCAGCGUCGAGAAACAAGUCGCCAUUGCUCUCCGACGCUUAGCUUCCGGCGAAUCUCAGGUCUCCGUCGGAGCUGCAUUCGGUGUUGGCCAGUCCACUGUCUCUCAGGUCACCUGGAGAUUCAUCGAGGCUCUCGAGGGACGCGCCAAGCAUCAUCUUAGAUGGCCUGAUUCCGACAGAAUCCAAGAGAUCAAGUCCAAGUUUGAGGACAUGUACGGUCUCCCUAACUGCUGCGGUGCCAUAGAUUCAACCCACAUCAUUAUGACUCUCCCUGCUGUGCAGGCCUCCGAUGAUUGGUGUGACCAGGAGAAGAACUACAGCAUGUUCUUGCAAGGAGUGUUUGAUCAUGAGAUGAGGUUUCUCAACAUGGUCACUGGAUGGCCUGGGGGGAUGACUGUUUCCAAGCUGCUCAAGUUCUCUGGCUUCUUCAAGCUCUGUGAGACGGGUCAGGUGUUAGACGGGAAGGCCAAGACUCUAGACCAUGGAGCUGAGAUAAGAGAGUAUGUGGUUGGAGGGUCCAGUUACCCGCUUCUUCCUUGGCUUAUAACUCCUCACGACAGCAGCGAUGAUCCAUCUGAUCCGAUGCUGGCUUUCAACGACAGGCAUGAGAAGGUGAGGUCAGUGGCUGCUACGGCCUUUGCGCAGCUGAAAGGAAGCUGGAGGAUUUUGAGCAAGGUUAUGUGGAGACCAGACAGGAGGAAACUGCCGAGUAUAAUACUGGUGUGUUGUUUAUUGCAUAACAUUAUCAUCGAUUGUGGGGAUUAUCUGGAAGAAGAUGUUACUUUAUCUGGUCAUCACGACGUGGGAUAUUCAGAGCGGCACUGCAAGCAGGGCGAGCCGCUUGGUAGUGAGCUCAGAGGAUAUCUGACUGAGUAUUUACAGAGGUGAGACUUUUUUCAGUAUUUGAGAGUUUAAUGGCUUCCCAAAUCAAAGCCCAUCCUACCAAGUCCACUGAACAAUGUAGAAGUAAAAUAGCCCAAGAAAUAUCUAGGGGGGAAGAUGUUAUGAAAGUUUGUAACAACAAAGAAAUGGAGUUGUCGUUAUUUGAUAAAUUAUCAAACAGAAGGGUUUAUUUUGCAAAUGUGUAGUUGGGUUCCAUUAUAAGGUGAUUCAAAAAUUAAUAGAAAGCGCAUAUGCUCUGGUGGGAUGCG
This is a messenger RNA of Eruca vesicaria subsp. sativa (arugula), 1431 nucleotides long. NCBI's taxonomy places the organism in Eukaryota, Viridiplantae, Streptophyta, Magnoliopsida, Brassicales, Brassicaceae. The record is from the annotation of a GenBank genome assembly.